AUGUUAUUUAUGUUUGAUUUAGAUCAGUGUAAAAAUUUGCAAGAACUAAAUGUCUCUAAAUGCGAAGGAUUAAAUGAUGAAGUAAUGAGAUACGUGUCAGAAGGCUGCCCAGCUCUUACCCAUCUGAAUAUAGCUCACACAGAUAUUAGUAAUAGAACACUGAGACUAUUGUCAAGAUGUUUCCCCAACUUACAGAAACUUAGUUUGGCUUAUUGCAGGAAAUUCACAGAGAAAGGCUUACUGUACCUGAGUUUAGGCAAAGGAUGCCACAAGAUCACCGAUUUGGACCUUUCAGGUUGUACUCAGAUUUCAGUUCAAGGCUUCAGGGAUAUUGCAUGCAGCUGCACUGGAAUAAAGCACUUGGUCAUCAAUGAUAUGCCAACUCUGACGGAUAGUUGUAUAAAAGUUUUAGUUGAAAGGUGCAAAAAUAUCACAUCUGUAGUAUUCAUUGGUUCACCACAUCUCUCUGACACUGCUUUUAAAUAUCUUACUGACUGCUCACUUAGCAAGGUUCGAGUUGAAGGGAAUAAUCGGAUCACUGACUUAACUUUCAAACUUCUGGAUAAGUGUUAUGAAGAUCUCCGCCAUAUUUACAUGACUGAUUGUGAGAGGAUUACUGAUGUCAGCCUUAAGUCAAUUGCUAAUUUGAAGAAUCUCGUUGUAUUGAAUUUAGCAAAUUGUAUAAGAAUUGGUGAUGCUGGCCUAAGGAGCUUCCUUGUUGGACCUUCAAGCUCAAAGCUUAGAGAACUGAAUUUAACUAACUGUACCCAAAUAAGUGAUCUUGCCCUUGCACAAAUGGGAGAAAGGUGUCGUAGUCUGACCUACUUGAAUUUACAUAAUUGCACACAGUUGACUGAUUGUGGGAUUGAGUUCAUUACACGGCUUCCCAAGUUGAUUUCAAUCGAUCUUUCUGCAACAGACAUCACUGAUGAGGCUUUGACAUCACUCUCCAGUCAUAAAAGGUUAAAAGAACUUACUGUUUCUGAGUGUGAAUUUAUCACGGAUUCAGGGAUUAAGAUGAAUGACUUGGGCAUAAGGAUUUUGAGCAAAAAGUGCCAUUACCUUCACUUCUUGGAUAUCUCUGGAUGUGUACACCUUACUGACAAAACCAUUGAAUACCUUCUGGAAGGCUGCAAACAGCUUCGUGUCUUGAAGAUGCGGUACUGCAGGCGGAUUUCCAAUGUUAGCACAGGGGUCCCCUAUAAUCUUUUUGGCCAGUUGCCAGAUCCCUUUACCAUCUCUGGCUUGAGAGCUGCUGAAGCUGCUGUAGCUACUUCUGUUGCCACCACCUAA
This is a messenger RNA of Trichosurus vulpecula (common brushtail), 1293 nucleotides long. It is a transcript of the gene FBXL13, whose product is annotated as F-box and leucine rich repeat protein 13. Lineage: Eukaryota; Metazoa; Chordata; Mammalia; Diprotodontia; Phalangeridae. The record is from RefSeq and is a predicted model, not a curated record. Gene Ontology annotation, biological process: SCF-dependent proteasomal ubiquitin-dependent protein catabolic process. Gene Ontology annotation, molecular function: protein binding. Gene Ontology annotation, cellular component: SCF ubiquitin ligase complex. Bases 1 to 1293 code for a protein of 430 amino acids. The transcript is spliced from 11 exons.